CUUUCCAACUGAAAUGUGGACGCCAGGCAAUGGGGACAGUUUCGAAAAUAUGGAUUACAGCAAGAACGUAGUGACCAUUAUGCCGAGCGUGGAAAUGCUGGUCUGCUUCUCACAUGACAUGAUGCGCGCCAAAAAGGCUUGUCUACUGUACGCUGAAAAAAUUGACUUCAAGGAGAUGAUGCAACUCCGUUUAGCCGAGAAAACUGAUCAGCGUCACAUGUAUAUUACGACUGUGGACAGUACAUCCUUUCACGAGCUGAAGCAGGAUCAAUCCCUGAAUGUGACCUUCGCCGGGUUCAUGGACAAUGUGGUGCGCAUGCUUAAAGACUGCCAGUUGGGUAAAUUGGAGCUGCACCUGGCCUCUCGGGAUCCAAACGGAUCCGACUUCCAGCUGCAGUUUGUGGAAAUAAGAUCGUUUAAGAACCUCAUACACCUGUGUUUGCCCUGCCGAUCUGCACCCUUAAACACGGUCCUUUACUACAUAAAUAUCAUGCUAGAUGCCUCCCACAAGAAAUGCUUUUUGCUGGAGCAGAGCGUUCAGCAGGCACAGCUAGAAUUAAAUUCCCAGCAGGCGCACAUGGACAGAGUGGGGGCGGAAAACAAAAAACUAAGAGAGGCAUUGGCUGAGAAUACGCACAGACUGGAGGAGAAACACGCUGCUGAGCUGCUCCAAAUGCAGGAGAAAGUGGCCAAGGUGAACGAGCAGCGCAGCAACGAGCUGGAACGCAAUCGCAGAUCGAUCUCCAGCAUCCAGACACAGUUGGAGAAGGCAAUCGCUGAUAGAUGCGACACACAGAUAGCCCUAGAACAGGCCGACAAGCGCAACAAAGCAUUAAGUGAUGAGCUAUCCAGCUGCAAGUCCCGCUUGUGCAGCCUAAAAGAGCAAAACGAUAAGCUCCAUGCCGAAACAAUCAGUGCCAAGAAGCACGAGCGCAAAUUGGAGUACAAAAUCGAAGACCUCAAGCAGCACACCGUUGAACUGCAGGAACACAUUCAGCAGGGAAAUAAGGAAAAGGCCAACAUUGCCGCUGAGCUGGAAGCGGAGAAGAAGAUUUUGCACACCAAGCGGCAAGCGCUGGAAAUAGCAUCCGAGGAGAUUGCCAAGGCCAAUCAGAUAAUCCUUAAGCAAAACCAGGAGAUCCUUGGCCACAAAAAAACCAUAGGCUGGCGCACAGAGGUGGCUCUCCAGCAGGAAAAGGCCAUUAAGGAAAAGGAAACAUUGUUGUCUCUACGAGAGAAUGAGAUUCGGCAAGCGCGUGCAACAAUCAAAGAGCUACGCGAGGAAAUCCCACAGCAACUGCAAUCCAUGCGACAGUUUGCCAACACCCUGGAGAAAAAGUACUCAAAACAGAUACUCACACUGAAGGAACGUUUAUCAUCAACGUGUAGCGGAAAGGAGAACCGCCGCUAGGAAUCAUUAAUAUGCUUAGCGUUACUUAUCGUUAAUUUAUUCUCAUUCUUGAUAGGUUUUUAAUAAAAUUUAGUUGUAUUGUU
This is a messenger RNA of Drosophila persimilis, 1494 nucleotides long. RefSeq names its product spindle assembly abnormal protein 6 homolog (gene Sas-6). Gene Ontology annotation, biological process: centriole replication. Bases 14 to 1411 code for a protein of 465 amino acids. The record is from RefSeq and is a predicted model, not a curated record. The transcript has 3 exons. NCBI's taxonomy places the organism in Eukaryota, Metazoa, Arthropoda, Insecta, Diptera, Drosophilidae. Gene Ontology annotation, cellular component: centrosome; centriole.